Molecule: messenger RNA, 3593 nt
Organism: Drosophila kikkawai
Lineage: Eukaryota; Metazoa; Arthropoda; Insecta; Diptera; Drosophilidae
Gene: fj
Product: four-jointed box kinase
Biological process (GO): cell-cell signaling
Source: RefSeq, a predicted model, not a curated record
CUGUCAGCAAAACUCGAGGCGAACGGUACGCGCAGUCGCACAUCCGUACAACCGUGCACCCGUGCAUCCGUCAGAUACAAAACCGAACCGAUGCUCUCGAAGCAACCGAACUAACGCAGUGCGGCUUCUAAACAACUCGCGGCCAAAAACGAAACCCAGUGAGAACGUCGUCGACGACGGACAAGGAGUGAAACAUAUCGAGGCAGAAAAUACAUAAAGCGGAGGCAUAAAAAUUCCUCACAUCGCUCGGUGUGCGGACAAAAAGCCUAAAAUAAAACACAGCCAGUCGGCUGGCGGAGGUGCGAGACAAGAAAUUAAAUUGAUAAAGCCUAAAAAGCCACGUUCCUAGGACCUGGACCAGGCCCAGAGACCCAAGGCAGCGAGGACAGGGCCCAAGACCGAGCACUGAACACCGAACACCGAAAACCCAAGACCCCGCUGCUCCGCAGAAACUUGUCGCGCUGUUUGCUCUUCGCGGGCAAUUAUCGGGCGGAUCGGGAUCCGGGAAUCUGGGAAUUCGAGUGCGAAUCCAAGUGUGCCAGUGAGUGUGCGAGUGUGCAGUGAGUGUGUGUGCUACGGGCUGGUGUGGCAAAUAGCUCAAAGCCACGAAAUUGCUUUUAUCGGAGCACCGAAAUCGCCAACUGCUGAGAAAUUAAAAACAAAAAGAGAAACUGUUGUGCUGAAGGGCCAGCAAAAAAUAUUAACCCGCCGGGCCUGGCCAGCAACAAACCUAAAAAAAAAAAAUAAAAACAAAACAAACAAACAAACCAACGGCCAGCAAAAAUGUAUAAUAAAAAAUUACAGCAAGUGAUCGUGCAGAAAAUAGAUCGAUAAACCCAAGCCCCAACCCAAACCGAACUCGAACCCCGAAAAGCUAAGCUAAAGCUAAGCAAAGCAACAAAAAACAAGAGACGAAAAACGCGGAGUAUAAAAAUAAAUAAACGAGCGACGAUCAGCAAGCGAUCAAGGAGCUAUAGCAACUAUAUGUAGCAUCUAUAGCAGGAAGAGCACGUUUCUGUGUUUUUGUUUCAAUUUCAAUUGUGGAAAUCGUAGAGGAAAAAUUCGAACCGGUCGCAGGAGGAGUUGAAGUCACCAGCAGAGGAUCAAGAACCGACGAAGAAGCAAGCACCGCACCGAGAACGAGAACCCGACAACCAAGAACCGAUAUUUAUUAAACAAAGACAGAAAUUAAUUUCACGACUUUGUGCGGCACUGCAUCAGUGCCCCCGCCAGUGUGCCCUGCAUCCCGCCCUCCAUGCCCCACUUGAACUUUGAGCCUGAGGUCUGGGCUUGAACAGGGAAUCGGGAUCUUCGGCUCGCCGGCAAAAUGUACGACAUCAAGCGCCUGGAAGCGGGACAACAGAAACUACAGCAACAGCACCAGCACCAGCAUCAGCACCAGCAUCAGCACCAGCAUCAGGGCCUGGGCCUACGCCAGGAGCAGCAGCUCACCUGCAGCGUGAUCGCAGCGCCCGAGCACCGGACCCAUCCCAUCUCCAUCUCCAGUCCCAGUCCCUGUUCCAGUCCCAAUCCCAGCGAGGCCACCCACAUGACGCUGCUAACGUUGCGCCGGCGCCGGUCGCUGCAGCGGCGCGCCUGCCUACUCAGCAUCCUGGCCGCCUUCGUCUUUGGCAUGGCACUGGGCGUGGUCGUGCCCAUGUUCGGCCUGCCCCACCACCCGGAAUCCGCUUUAGAGACAGAGACAGAUCAGCCAGCGGAGCCGCUGAGCAGCUACCGCGUGGCGUUCAUCAAGGAGGCGGACUUCGCCACCGAGCUGAGUGCCGAGCAGGUCUUCCGCAACGCCUUCCACCUGGAGCAGGACAAGGAUGCCCCCGAUUCGAUGGUGGUAAAGAAGCUGGACACCGACGACGGCAGCAUCAAGGAGUUCCACGUGCAACGCACGGCCAGCGGCAAGUACCGCAAGGGCCCUGAGCGGAGGCUCUCCAAGAAGCUGCCAGAGCGGCCGGCUCAGCCGGAGACUCUACGCUCCCCUGUGGUAACGGCCUCGCCGGAUCCCCUGCAGGCGGGUCUCAUCGAGGAGGACGUCUUCUGGGGUCCCACGGUGGAGCGGGCCCUUCCCCGGGGAUUCGCCUCUCAGGAUCAGCUCAGUUGGGAGCGCUUUGUGGGCGAGCAGGGCCGCGUGGUGCGGCUGGAGCAGGGCUGCGGACGCAUGCAGAACCGCCUGGUGGUCUUCGCCGACGGAACCCGCGCCUGUGCUCGCUACCGCCAGAACACGGACCAGAUCCAGGGCGAAAUCUUCAGCUACUACCUGGGCCAGCUGCUCAACAUCAGCAAUCUGGCGCCCAGCGCCGCCACUGUGGUGGACACGAGCACGCCCAGCUGGGCGGCUGCCCUCGGAGACAUCACACAGGCCCAGUGGAAGGAGCGCCGCCCAGUGGUGCUGACCCGCUGGCUGUCCGACCUGGAGCCGGCCGGCAUUCCUCAGCCCUUCCAGCCGCUGGAGCGGCACCUCAACAAGCACGACGUCUGGAACCUGACACGGCACCUGAGCCAGGAGGCAGAGCAACUAGUACAACCAGCACAGGGACUGCUCAAGCGGCUGGGUGCAGGGCCGGGACCAGCUGCCAGCUCGCCGGGCUCCGCUCAUCAAUCAAGCACGAUUGAGGAGACAGGAACGCUGGUGCAGCGGCUAAUUGAAUUGGCACAAUGGUCCGAUUUAAUCGUCUUCGAUUACCUGAUUGCGAACCUCGAUCGCGUGGUGAACAACCUGUACAACUUCCAGUGGAACGCCGACAUCAUGGCCGCGCCGGCGCACAACCUCGCUCGCCAGUCCGCCUCGCAACUGCUCGUCUUCCUGGACAACGAGAGCGGCCUGCUCCAUGGCUACCGGCUGCUGAAGAAGUACGAGGCCUAUCACAGCCUACUUCUGGACAACCUCUGCGUCUUCCGGCGGCCCACGAUCGAGGCUCUGCGACGUCUUCGGGCGGCGGGAGCAGGUCGCCGGCUAAGGGAUCUGUUUGAGCGGACAACCAGCGCCGGGGUGCGAGAUGUGCUGCCCUCGCUGCCGGAUAAGUCGGUCAAGAUUCUGGUGGAGCGCAUCGAUCGGGUGCUGGGCCAGGUGCAGAAGUGCCAAGGCAGCUAGUAGACGCCUCAACAACCCUCAACUCGACUGAUAAGCUGUAAAUAAUGAAGCAGUGGAAGCCUCAUCAUCAUCUGGAUCGGAGUGGGAGUGCGAGUAGUCAAGGGGUCAGGGGAGUGGGCAGGGUUCAAGAGAUUUGUUAUUAAAUUGAUUAAUUAGCUAAAAAGAUUCUUUAAGACGAAAAGGCGAAAAACCCCAGAAAAAUCCAACCUUUGUCUAAAUUUCUUGAAUAGUAAGGAAGAACCCUUGCCUAAGAUCCCUGCCCCAAGUAGAUCCAAGUAUUAACUGGUGAUCCACUGAAGAAGAAGCUUAACUAACUUGUAAAUGCCAGACCCUCUGUCCUUGAGUAUUAAGCUUAGACCUAGCCCUAAAUGUAUCUGUAUAAAAAGUAAGGCCCAAUAGAAUUAACAAUUUGUGUGAUAUUCGUGUAAGCAGCCUAAGUAGAUUUCAUUUUACCUUUACAACCAAUAAACAACAAAUAUAUACCGAAUAC